AUGGACGAAGAUGAUGGCAUGUUGUUAAAUUUCGCUGCUCCUGAUAGUGGGAGUAGUGUGAGAAGUAGUAAACCAGCUACCAAAGUUUCAGGUGGAAAAUGGAAAGAUCGUCGUAAGCUUCAAUUGACAUUACAAGGUAGAGGUAGAGUUAUUAAAAAGGCCAAUGGUGAAGCAUCUGGAGUUAAUAGUACCAAGAUAGCGAAAUCAAGAAUAAAUCCUGAUAGAGAGGCUGCUAUACAUUCAAAUGAUUCAAAGGGCCCACCAGCCAAAAGAACUAAGUUCUCAGAAUCAAAUGGUGAAUUUGGUGGUAAGAACAGUUCAUACGUUUCCUCAUUAUUCACAUCUAAUGAAAAGAGUACAUUGAAAAGUGAACCAGUAAAAGAAACUGUUACAUAUUUGGCUUCUAAUGCUCCUUUAAAAGAUGCUACUUCAUUUGGUGGAUUAGGUCUUAAUGAUAAAUUAACCAAACAUUUAGAAGAAACAUUGAGAUUCAAACAUCCUACCAGUGUUCAAAAGUCAGUUAUACCAAGCAUGCUUACAAAUGAUAGAGAUUUAUUCAUCAAGUCACAGACUGGUUCUGGUAAAACUUUAUCGUUUGUAUUACCUAUAAUUCAUAAAUUAAUGAUGGAAAAUGAAUCUAAAAUCGUAAGAGAAUCAGGAUUGUUUGCUAUCAUUCUUACUCCAACAAGAGAAUUGGCUACUCAAAUCUAUGGUGUUUUAGAAUCUAUUAGUCAUUGUUGUCAUACCAUUGUCCCUGGUAUUGUUAUUGGUGGGGAAAAGAAAAAGUCAGAAAAAGCUAGAAUUAGAAAAGGUGUUAAUAUAUUAGUUGCUACUCCAGGUAGAUUAGCUGAUCAUUUCGAAAAUACAACUUCAUUAAAUAUCGGACAAUUAAGAUGGAUGAUUUUAGAUGAAGGUGAUAAAUUAGUCGAAUUAGGUUUCCAAGAAACUAUUACCAAAAUUACAGAUCAAAUAUCAAAGAGUUCUCAAAUUAUGGACACUUUAAAUAAAUGGCAAGGAUUACCUUCCAAGAGAGUCAAUAUUUUAUGUUCAGCCACCAUGCAAGAUAGCGUUAAAGAAUUUGGUAACACUGUCUUAAAUAAUCCAGAAAUGAUCAAUUUAGAAAGUAAAGGAUUGGCUACUGAAUUUUCAACCGAUGAAGGUUCUAACACCACUGCACCAGAUCAAUUAAUUCAAAGUAUAAUAGUCAUACCGCCUAAGUUAAGAUUGGUUGCAUUAACUUCAAUGUUGAAAAAAUUCACCAAAUCCCAAGAUGAAGAACCUAAAAGAUCAAUUGUUUUCUUUUCAUGUUCAGAUUCAGUCAAUUAUCAUUUCGAAGUAUUUACUCGUCAUGGUUAUAACCCAACCAAAAAGAAUAAAACUCAAGAUGGAGAAGAUAAAGAAGACAUAGAAGAAGAAACUGAUUCCAGUAUAGCAACUGCUCCAUUGAUUAGCAAAGGAGCCACUGUCUAUAAAUUGCAUGGUUCAAUGACUCAACAAUCAAGAACAAGCACAUUAAAUGCAUUCAUUAAAGAUAAAACUUCCAAACAUUGUAUAUUAUUCUGUACCGAUGUGGCUUCUCGUGGUCUUGAUAUGCCAAAGAUUUCAAAUGUUAUAGAAUAUGAUCCACCCUUUACAGUUGAAGAUCAUUUGCAUAGAAUUGGUAGAUCUGCCAGAGUGGGUAAUGAAGGUAAUGCUGCCUUAUUUUUACUCCCAGGUACCGAAGAAGGUUAUGUUGAUGGUAAACUUCAAGUUGUACAUCCAAAAGAAGGAUCAUUAAAAAUUGUUCCAUACGAAAGAAUCUUAGAAGAAGGUUUCGCUGAAGAUGAAGAAACUGGAGAAGAAGGUGAAACCACUAAAAAGACUAAAAAGGUUGAUCCAAAACAUAAACAAGGUAAAUGGGAUAUUCAUGCUACCACUUGGCAUUUAGAUGUUGAAAGAUGGUUAUUAGAAGAUACCGGAGCUCAUGAUAGAGCCGUUCAAGCUUUCACAUCUCAUAUUAGAGCAUAUGCUACACAUUUAUCAUCAGAAAGAAAUUUCUUUAAUGUUAAAUUAUUACAUUUUGGUCAUUUAGCUAAAAGUUUUGGAUUAAGAGAAACCCCAAAGAGAUUAGGUAAAUCCGUAGGUACUAACAUUGGUAUUCAAGAAGGAUCCAAAAAGUUCAAGAAGGAAGAUCCAAGAAAGAAAAUGUUAAGAUUAGCCAAAAUGGCAGUCAGAUCUACAAGUUCAGAAUUUAACUAUUAG
Molecule: messenger RNA, 2241 nt
Organism: Scheffersomyces coipomensis
Lineage: Eukaryota; Fungi; Ascomycota; Pichiomycetes; Serinales; Debaryomycetaceae
Gene: DBP7
Product: putative ATP-dependent RNA helicase
Exons: 1
Coding region: 1-2241 (746 amino acids)
Biological process (GO): ribosome biogenesis
Cellular component (GO): nucleus
Molecular function (GO): nucleic acid binding; ATP binding; RNA helicase activity
Source: RefSeq, a predicted model, not a curated record